Molecule: messenger RNA, 651 nt
Organism: Fragaria vesca subsp. vesca
Lineage: Eukaryota; Viridiplantae; Streptophyta; Magnoliopsida; Rosales; Rosaceae
Product: putative germin-like protein 2-2-like
Exons: 2
Coding region: 1-651 (216 amino acids)
Cellular component (GO): cell wall
Molecular function (GO): manganese ion binding
Source: RefSeq, a predicted model, not a curated record
AUGGCAAACCAAAUUUUGGUAUUGACAGUUCUGGCCAUGGCAUGUACUCAGGUCAUUGCCUUUGAGCCUAGUCCAUUGCAAGAUUUCUGCGUAGCUGACACUACUAGCUCAGUACCAAGAGUAAAUGGCUUACCUUGCUUGGACUCUAAGCUAGCACAAGCUGAACAUUUCUUCUUCGGAGGGCUUCACAUUGCCGGAAACACCUCAAACCCUCUCGGAGUUAAAAUCACCCCAGUCAAUGUGGUUCAAAUUCCAGGACUCAACACCCUCGGUAUCUCACUUGCUCGCAUUGACUAUGCGCCGUGGGGCGUUACCCCUCCUCACACUCAUCCUCGUGCCACCGAAAUUCUAACAGUCUUGGAAGGCAGUGUUGCUGUAGGGUUUGUGACCUCUAACCCUGACAACAAGCUCAUCUCAAAGGUGCUUAACAAGGGUGAUGUGUUUGUGUUCCCAAUUGGACUGGUUCACUACCAGCAAAAUGUUGGUAAUGGAACUGCCGUUUCACUCUCUUCUCUGAGCAGCCAAAACCCUGGAGUCAUUACCAUUGCUAAUUCAGUUUUCGGAGCAAAUCCCUCAAUUUCGGAUGAUGUUCUGGCCAAGGCUUUUCAGGUGGACAAAUCCAUAAUCAGUGAUCUUCAAGCAAAAUUUUAG